Messenger RNA from Scophthalmus maximus (turbot), 2703 nucleotides. Its product is annotated as WD repeat-containing protein 48. Gene Ontology annotation, biological process: protein deubiquitination; double-strand break repair via homologous recombination. Gene Ontology annotation, molecular function: ubiquitin binding. The coding region runs from base 52 to 2085 and encodes 677 amino acids. The transcript has 18 exons. NCBI's taxonomy places the organism in Eukaryota, Metazoa, Chordata, Actinopteri, Pleuronectiformes, Scophthalmidae. The record is from RefSeq and is a predicted model, not a curated record.
UUUCUUGUUCCCCGGAUGUGGCAUCACAUGAGUUGACUGUCAACAUGCAAGAUGGCCACGCAUCACAGGCAAAAUGCUGCUGGGCGGAGAAAAGUACAGGUGUCCUACGUCAUUAGGGACGAGGUGGAGAAGUACAAUCGAAACGGGGUGAACGCGCUGCAGCUCGACCCCGCGCUCAACCGGCUCUUCACCGCUGGGAGGGACUCCAUCAUCCGGAUAUGGAGCGUCUACCAGCACAAGCAGGACCCGUAUAUCGCCUCGAUGGAGCAUCACACGGACUGGGUCAAUGACAUAGUUCUCUGUUGCAAUGGGAAAACAUUGAUAUCUGCCUCAUCGGACACGACAGUCAAAGUAUGGAACGCACACAAAGGGUUCUGCAUGUCAACGUUACGAACACACAAGGACUACGUGAAAGCCCUGGCCUAUGCUAAGGACAAGGAGCUGGUGGCGUCUGCAGGCUUGGACAGGCAGAUCUUUCUGUGGGAUGUGAACACUCUGACAGCACUCACUGCUUCCAACAACACUGUUACCACCUCUUCACUGAGCGGGAACAAGGACUCUAUCUACAGUCUGGCAAUGAACCAGAUGGGCACAGUCAUUGUAUCUGGAUCCACAGAAAAGGUUCUGAGAGUGUGGGAUCCCCGUACAUGCGCAAAAUUGAUGAAGCUAAAAGGCCACACGGACAACGUCAAGUCGCUGCUGUUGAAUCGAGACGGCACUCAGUGCCUGUCGGGCAGCUCAGACGGGACCAUCCGCCUGUGGUCACUCGGCCAGCAGAGGUGCAUCGCCACCUACCGGGUGCACGACGAAGGGGUUUGGGCCCUGCAGGUCAACGAGGCCUUCACACACGUCUACUCAGGGGGCAGGGACAAAAAGAUCUACUGCACUGACCUGCGCAACCCAGACAUCCGCGUGCUCAUCUGCGAGGAAAAGGCCCCGGUGCUCAAAAUGGAACUGGACAGAUCUGCUGACCCACCUCCAGCAAUCUGGGUCUCCACCACCAAGUCAUCCGUCAAUAAAUGGUCAUUAAAAGGAAUGCACAACUUCAGAUCAUCAGGGGAGUAUGACAACGACUGCACUACCCCUCUGACACCAUUGUGUACUCAGCCAGAGCAAGUCAUCAAAGGAGGUGCCAGUAUUAUCCAGUGCCACAUUCUGAAUGACAAGAGACACAUACUCACCAAAGAUACCAACAACAACGUGGCAUUCUGGGAUGUCCUAAAGGCUUGCAAGGGUGAAGACUUGGGGAAAGUGGAGUUCGACGAAGAGAUUAAAAAGCGUUUCAAGAUGGUCUAUGUGCCAAAUUGGUUCUCAGUUGACCUGAAAACUGGGAUGCUCACCAUCACAUUGGACGAGAGCGACUGCUUUGCUGCCUGGGUGUCUGCAAAGGAUGCAGGGUUCUCAAGCUCUGAUGGAUCCGACCCAAAGUUAAACCUGGGUGGACUGCUGCUGCAGGCUCUGCUGGAGUUCUGGCCCAGGACUCGCAUCAACCCCAUGGACGAGGAGGAGAACGAUGUGAACCACGUGAACGGAGAGCAGGAGAACAGGGUCCAGAAGGGGAAUGGAUAUUUCCAGGUGCCGCCACACACGCCAGUCAUCUUUGGGGAGGCAGGAGGCCGAACUCUCUUUAGGUUGCUAUGUAGAGAUUCAGGAGGAGAGACUGAAUCCAUGCUACUAAAUGAGACGGUCCCACAGUGGGUUAUUGACAUUACUGUAGAUAAAAAUAUGCCCAAGUUCAAUAAGAUCCCAUUCUACCUCCAGCCCCAUUCCUCUUCUGGCGCUAAAACUCUGAAGAAGGACCGUCUGUCAGCCAGCGACAUGCUCCAGGUGAGGAAAGUGAUGGAGCACGUCUACGAGAAGAUCAUCAACCUAGACAACGAGUCGCAGACGGCCAGCUCCACCGCCAACGACAAGCCCGGCGAGCAGGAGAAGGAGGAGGACAUGGCGAUGCUGGCUGAGGAGAAGAUAGAGCUCAUGUGUCAAGACCAGGUUCUGGAUCCCAACAUGGACCUGCGAACAGUUAAACAUUUUAUCUGGAAGAGUGGAGGGGACUUGACGCUUCACUAUAGGCAGAAGUCCACGUGAAAGUCAUCAUUUUUAGAAAAACAAGAACUCUGUCAUUUGCCAAUCACCACCCACCUCUGACAUGUAGUGCCCUGAACCCCGUUGUGUGGUCAAAGAGUCGCAAGUAUCAAUGAGAACCCAGUCAAAAUUUGUGAGGACGUGGCUCAUGGUGUAUCAUAGGGAACUGACCCGAACAGGCCCGAGCAGCCAACACACACCUGGGAAACAAGCGGUCCAUGUUUUUUUUGCAGUAUGAAGAAUGGACUCUUAUUUUGUUGAAUUUUUUUCAGACACUCACCAAUGUGUUUUUUUUCUUCUCCUUUGACUGUUAAGUUAGUUUCUUUCCUCCUGACUGCCAUUUUAUUUUGAAGCGAUCGUGUUUGUCUAUGAGUGUGUGCGCGUGUGUGUAUGCACAUGGAUGUAGUAGACUGUUCUAGUACAUUCCAGAAACUGUCCUCGUUCCACAAACACUCCACACCCGUGUGAGCAGUGUCACCAGUUUGGGAGUACACUCGGUCUCUGGGUAGCAUCACAGUCCCUUGAAGCGAUCCUCGUGUGUUCUGCUGUGGACAUCGUACAACCUCAACUUGAACUUAACCUCGGCUUAGACGUCUAAUCAUUGAACUAUAUUGACAUAGC